Molecule: messenger RNA, 980 nt
Organism: Telopea speciosissima
Lineage: Eukaryota; Viridiplantae; Streptophyta; Magnoliopsida; Proteales; Proteaceae
Product: dof zinc finger protein DOF5.4-like
Exons: 1
Coding region: 34-978 (314 amino acids)
Biological process (GO): regulation of DNA-templated transcription
Molecular function (GO): DNA binding; DNA-binding transcription factor activity
Source: RefSeq, a predicted model, not a curated record
UACCGUAAAGAAGAUUUUACAGGUGAAUCGAAAAUGCAAGAUUUUAGGGGGAUGGGGAGUGGUGGAGGAGGAGGAGGAGGAGGAGGAGGUCGGAUCUUCGUUGGAGAUCGGAGAAUGCGUCCUCACCCGAACCAAGCCUUGAAAUGCCCACGCUGCGAUUCGAUCAACACCAAAUUCUGCUACUACAACAAUUACAACCUGUCACAACCUCGUCAUUUCUGUAAGAGCUGCCGGAGGUACUGGACCAAAGGAGGUGUCCUCCGCAACGUUCCCGUCGGCGGUGGCUGCCGUAAAACCAAGCGAUCGAAGUCCAAAUCCAACACAGAACCUCACAAGGAGAGGAAAUCAACAAACUCACAUUCCAGUAGCGAGAGCUCAAGCCUCACAGCCACGACAAACGAAGCAGCUUCUGUGCCUUCCACAUCGAGCUCUGCAAUAGCAGCAGCAACAACAACAACAACAUCUGCAGGUUUGGUUAAUUUUCCUGAUUCAAGUCUGUUUGUACCUCACAACUCUAACCUGAACACCAAUUUCGAGGCGUCGAUGUUGGAUAACCUCGAGCAAGCGUCGGACGGUGGGAUUUUUCCGGAAGCGGGGAGUUUUACAAGCUUGAUGACGGGUUCGAAUCCGUCGUUUCUGGGAUUUAAUUUCAACGAUAUAUUGCCGUUUCGGUUGCAUCAUCAUCAUCAACAACAACAACAACAACAACAACAACAGCAAGAGCAGAAGAUGACGACUUCCAUGGGUGAAGAGCUGAAGAUGCCAGAAUUGACGGCGGGGUUGAUGGAUCAAACGGUGCCGGUAGGCUUGGCUGAGAUGCAGGGGAAGAACAGGAACGUUGGUGGAGGAGGGUUGAUGGGGUUAGAAUGGGGGAGCAGUGGAGAUCAAGCGCUGUAUGACUUGGGAGGUUCCAUGGACCAGAAUUAUUGGGGUCAGAAUCAAUGGGCUGACAAUGAUCACCCUCUCUACCUCCCCUAAAC